Messenger RNA from Racocetra persica, 1271 nucleotides. Lineage: Eukaryota; Fungi; Glomeromycota; Glomeromycetes; Diversisporales; Gigasporaceae. The record is from the annotation of a GenBank genome assembly.
AUGAAUUUGUUCAUGGAAAUACUAAAAUAAUGUUGUCUUUUCUUCGACGAAAUAAUUUCCAUUGCAAUACAUUAACACAGAAGCGUGUAUAUUCUUCAUAUUCUUCUUUACUACGAUUUCGGUAUUAUUCUUCAGUUUCUCAAGAUACUGUCUCACCGUCGACUGCAAUUGUUCCUCCUGAGAUUCCGUCCUUUCAACAAGCUUUUAACAUCGAUAAGCCCCUAGUGAUCCUUCCACAGCCUACUCAACUUAAAGAUGACGGGAAAAUUCUUCCUCAUGUUUUUUCGGAGAAUCUUGCUGUGUUAUAUGCAUGUCUAAAAUUGGGUCAGAUCGAACGUGCCAAACGAAUUUGCGAGUAUUUAGAAAAUAAAGGCCCUAUGGAUAUGAAACAUCUCCUAGACGUCAAUUUGCACAACGCAUUUAUCGAAGCUUUUCUGGAUGCACCUGUUCCGGAACUUAAUUUAGCAUUCGCUUGGUUAGAUAGGAUGUGUGAUAAAUGCCACGUAAAUCCUAAUCUGAUGACAUUUGCCAUCUUGGUGAAAGGAUAUUUGAGAAAGAGCAAGGAUUUUCAAUGUACAACGAUGCUUCAAGUUAUUGUUUUCGAAAUGGAAGAUAAAGGUUUUCGAUUUGAACAAUUAAUUGAAAGCAAUUUAUUAUCUGAUGAUGACACCCAAAAAUUACUCGAGUUGUUAAAUUCUGAUAAAGAAUCCAGUCUUUCAAAGCGACUUUUAAAACAGCUUGAAGAUGAAACAACAACCCCUUUGACUAAAGAACCCAUUUCAACAAAGGCAUUUGGUGUUAAGCUUAUGAAAAGUUCUCUUGAAGCUGUAAAAGAGAAAGGGCCGGAUCAAUAUAAUCGUCAAACUAAGUUGGAGGAAAAUGCUUUACAUGGUGCUAUUGAGCGUUGGAAACAUGAUUAUGAACAAAUGCGUAAACGUGGUGAUACUUUUGCUGGAAUCCCUUCAUUGCGGAAGGCCAUGUGGGCUUGGCAUAAAAAACUUGUCCCUUUGAUCGAAAUGGAAUUGAAAAAAAGCAUAGAAAAGAACAUUGAUGAAGGUAGUGAAUGCAUUGAUUCACAAACUGGAACAUUCUUGCGAUUGUUAAGUCCGGAUAAAUUAUCUGCCAUUACGAUAUUGGAAAUGCUGCGUCAAACUAGUGAUAGUGAAGUUAUAGAAGGAAUGACGACAACCGCUGCUAUUAUGGCUAUUGGUAAAUCUGUGGAAAGUGAAUACAACGCAGAACAAUUGAAAAAGAAGCAGAAUCGUAAAUUG